AUGCCUGAUUCAUUACCAAGAUCGGAUGAUUUAGAGGCAACAUGGAACUUUAUUGAACCUAGUAUUAGCCAAAUCUUAGGUAACGACAAUUCCGCAUCCAAUGCUUCUUCAUUUGGUGUUGAUAAAGUUCUUUCUCCGACAAUGUACAUGGAAGUUUAUACCGCAAUUUAUAACUACUGUGUUAAUAAAUCACGUUCAUCAGGCCAAUUCAAUACUGAUAAGACAAACAAUCAAUCUUCCAUUCUAGUUGGUAGUGAAAUUUAUGAGAAAUUAAGAGUUUAUUUGAGACAAUAUGUCUCUAAUUUCCAAAAGAAUCCUAAUGAAUCAUUCUUACAAUUUUACGUCAGACGUUGGAAAAGAUUCACUGUGGGUGCAAUCUUUUUAAAUCACACUUUUGAUUACAUGAAUAGAUAUUGGGUACAAAAGGAGAGAAGUGAUGGUAAGAGAUAUAUCUUUGACGUCAAUACCUUAUGCUUAAUGACAUGGAAAGAGGUGUUAUUCGAUCCUAAGAGUAGUGAUCUCGUCAAAGAAGUAUUAGAACAAAUCACCGCUGAAAGAGACGGCAACUUAAUCCAAAGAGGUCACGUUGCGACAGCUAUCAAAUCACUAGUUGCGUUAGGAAUUGACCCGCAAGAUUUAAAGAAACUAAACUUAAAUGUCUAUAUCCAAGUGUUUGAGAAACCGUUCUUAAAGAAUACAGAAGAAUACUACACCAAAUAUUCAGAAGAAUAUUUAUCCACACACUCUGUUACGGACUAUAUUUUUGAAGCUCACGAGCUGAUUAAACGUGAAGAAAGAAGUAUGUCCAUGUAUUGGGAUGAUCACACAAGAAAACCUCUUUCGGAGACUUUGAACAAUGUCUUAAUUCGAAAUCAUAUUGAUAAGCUGGAAGCUGAUUUUAUCACGUUAUUGGAUUCCAGAGACCACCAAAAAAUAUCUGCACUCUAUUCCUUAAUGCAGAGAGAUUUUACAUUACUCCCCAAAUUAGCUACUGCUUACGAAGAAUAUAUUAGAAAAUCAGGAGAACGUGAUAUUUCUGAAUUAAUUUCCAUGCAUAAAGCAUCUGUACAAAACCAUCCUCAUCAUGAAGGUAGUAAUCCAAAGAGAGUUGCCCUUGCUAGCAUUAAUUCGCUACCACCAAAAAGUUAUAUUAAAAAAUUACUUGAGGUGUAUGGUAUUUUUCGUUCCAUCACCACAGACUGUUUCCGUAAUGAGCCCUUAUUUACAAAGGCCUUAGACAAUGCAUGCAGAGGAUAUAUAAACUCCAACGAAUUUGCUAUUCCUCCUGGUUCUCCACGAUCUGCUACUUCCAAGACAUCAGAGAUGUUGGCUAAAUACAGCGAUCAAUUGUUGAAGAAAUCAAGUAAGUCAGAAUUGGUCAAUGAUAUGUCUGUAGAUGACAUUAUGACAAUUUUCAAAUUUUUAACCGAUAAGGAUGCAUUUGAGUCCCACUACCGUAGACUAUUUGCCAAGAGAUUAAUCCACGGAACUUCCACAUCUGACGAAGAUGAAGAGGCAAUUAUUCAAAGGUUACAAAGUGAAAACAGUAUGGAAUAUACUGGUAAAAUUACUAAGAUGUUCCAAGAUGUAAGAUUAUCUAAAAUCUUAGAAGAUGACUUCGAUGUAAUUCUUAAAAAGGCACAAGCAAAUAAGAACUAUAAACUACCUGCUUUACAACCAUUUAUACUGGCUGAAAAUAUGUGGCCCUUUUCUUAUCAAGAGGUUGAUUUCAAGCUACCCAUUGAAUUACAAGAGUCACAUAUGAAGUUGGAACAAGUAUACACUGAAAAGCAUAAUGGUAGAAUCUUAAAAUGGCUAUGGCCUCUCUGUCGUGGGGAAUUAAUAGCUGAUAUAGGUAAACCUGGCCGUGUACCUUUCCAAUUCACAGUGACCUUGUUCCAGAUGGCAAUCUUACUACUCUUCAAUGAUUCAGAUGUUUUGACUUUAGAAACUAUUCAAGAAGGCACAUCGUUAUCCAUUCAAAACAUUGCUGCUGCAAUGGUGCCAUUCAUCAAAUUCAAAUUAAUUCAACAAACCCCACCUGGUUUAGAAGCUCUAAUGAAGCCCGACACCGAGUUCAAAUUGGCUCGUCCAUACAAGGCACUAAAAACGAACAUUAACUUCGCAGGUGGUGUUAAGAAUGACAUAUUAAAUGGACUAAUUUCAGCAGAUGGUAAUUCACAAAGAGCUUCUGGUGGAGCUGAUCUUACUGAAAGCGAGAAAGUUGAAAAGGAGCUGGGUGCAGAAAGACAAAUAUUCCUUGAGGCAUGUAUUGUUAGAAUUAUGAAGGCUAAGAGGAAAUUGCCACAUACAAUGUUGGUUAAUGAAUGCAUAGCACAGUCUCAUCAAAGGUUCAAUGCAAAAGUUUCCAUGAUAAAAAGAGCCAUUGACAGUUUGAUUCAAAAAGGAUAUCUACAAAGAUGCGAUGAUGGGGAAUCAUACACCUACUUAGCAUGA
Naumovozyma castellii is the source of this 2457-nucleotide messenger RNA. RefSeq names its product cullin CDC53 (gene CDC53). The transcript has a single exon. Bases 1 to 2457 code for a protein of 818 amino acids. Lineage: Eukaryota; Fungi; Ascomycota; Saccharomycetes; Saccharomycetales; Saccharomycetaceae. The record is from RefSeq and is a predicted model, not a curated record.